This is a messenger RNA of Thrips palmi, 1306 nucleotides long. Its product is annotated as cyclin-dependent kinase inhibitor 3-like. The record is from RefSeq and is a predicted model, not a curated record. The coding region runs from base 152 to 721 and encodes 189 amino acids. Lineage: Eukaryota; Metazoa; Arthropoda; Insecta; Thysanoptera; Thripidae. The transcript is spliced from 5 exons. Gene Ontology annotation, molecular function: protein tyrosine phosphatase activity.
CUCUCGUCUGCUCUGCGCCUGCGCGUACGUUCCAACUUGCCGUCUGCAUCCAGCCCUUUCAGACGCUAAACGCCAAACUUGCAUUGUUUUCUGUAACUUUUGGCCCUAUUUUGUCUACGGGCAGCUCAGUUGUUGCAGAAAAGGGUCAGAAAUGAGCAUACCGAACCAUUCAGCCGUCUGUCCCCUCGCUCUGACUUGGUUCAAUUGUUCAAAAAUCGUGGAGCCGCAGUCUGUCGCUGUCGGUGUAUUACCGGGAAUGAAAUUUAAAACAACCUGGAGGAAUGUUGAACAGGACAUAAAGGUCUUGACUGACAAUGGCAUUACUGAUGUAUUCUGUCUCUGCAAGCAGAGUGAGUUGUCAUAUUUCAGAGUCAGGGAACUUUUCGAUGCCUAUCACAGCAAAGACAUAAGAGUUCAUCAUUACUCCAUUGAGCCAGACCUGUCACCUGAUUACAAAGAUAUUCGAACAGUUUUAGUGGACCUUUGGAACACACUUCUCAGUGGCAGCAAAGUUUAUAUUCAUGCUCGAAGCCUUCUUGGAAGAGUCAGUGUGAUUCUUGCUGCUUUCUACAUGGAGCUUGAAGAAGAUGUGACAGCAGCACACGCAAUUUUCAAAAUUCGGGAGCUCAUUGGAAAUGGAGCCUUUCAAACAAUGCAGCAAUAUUACUUUGUUGAUGGAUACAGAGAAUAUCAAGCCCAGCACAUAAAUGAGUUUUUGUAGACUGAUUUUACCAAGAAACAUUAUUUAUGCAAUAUGGUGCUUGUCAUACCUUUACCUUUUAUUAUAUUCCUUUAUAUUCUAUGACAUGACUUCUAUACCUGUAUAUUAACGUGGGUGGAACUUUCUUUUUGAUUUGAGUAUUUUAAUAACAAGGUCUCAUUUUAUUACUAAUGAAUUUGCCCAAAGUCUUAGUCUAUUUAAAUACUUCUAUGUUAUGUUGUCCUUCUGACCAUUUCAAUACAUCACUCUCAAAGCCAAACAUAUAAGUAGUUCAUUGUUGCCUUUGAUUUAUUCAUGGAAUUUAUGUGUUGUUUUCAAUGCCUCUAACUGACGUUUAGGAAUUUAUGUUUAUCUGAAUAAGUUUAUUUAUUUGUCUAGUGUAAGAGAAAAUUUAAUAUAUUAUUAUAUAUUAUUUCUAAUUUAUUAACAAGGAGCUGCUUCAAUGUAUACCAAACAAGAACCAUUAUGUGAUACACUGGUGAUGAGGUACUGAUGUCACAGUUUCAAAGAUGAGUCUUUGUCAAAUUGUUGACUUGUCCUGUAUAACUUGUUCCAUUUCUCAAUAAAUUGAAUGAUGGCAAGUGA